UUAAAGGAUUUACAGAAAAUAGGACAAAUGGUAAAACAGAAAGGAUUUAUAAACCAGUAAUUAUUUUUAGUGCUUUAUUUUCUGGAUUUAGUUUACUGUCGAUACAAUGAAAGUGUGCGGUGUCUUAGUAAUUUGUAGUAUCCUCUGUGUCCUGAAAUUUGGAAAUGCUGAAAACAGCUUCAUUUUCACGUCUCCCGAGGUUAUUUAUGCUAGAAACACUGCAUAUUUUACACUGUUAGUAUCUGGUAUACCGUCUGGUGGAAAAGUCACAGUCAAUUUACUGCGAAAGAAUGAUUCAGUUGUCUUGUCUCAAAGCAACGUGGAUGUUAUUCCUAAUCGCAGAGUAUUGGUGGCGAUGUUUGUGCCACAUAUUACUGAUGUUAACGUAGCCACGUUACAUAUUUUUGGCAAUUUUAGUGACGGCUAUCAAAUAGAUGACAAACGUGAUGUGAGCAUACAAAUCGACUACUUUACUGUGAUUCAGACAGCAAACAGAGAACGUACGACAGCUAAUCCUGCCCACAGUUUGCAAUAUACUAUGGAAUCCUUUCCAACCGGUAGCUACAACACCACGCCGAUUCCAGAAGUUUGUGAAUAUGACGUGUCUUCAACUAGAGGAGUUGUUUCCAGCCCAAACUAUCCGGACUUUUAUCCAAAAAGUAUGGAUUGCAGAUGGAAAUUUGAAACUGCUCCCGGACAUAGAAUCAAACUGGCAUUCAAUUUUUUCGAAUUGGAACCCGGUAUUAAAUGCCAGUAUGAUAACGUAACGCUUUAUGAUGGGAACUCCACAGAUACCCCACUGUUGGCGAAGUUCUGCGGCUCUAGUCUUCCUCAUAUAGUUACAUCCAAAACUCAUAUUUUGCUCAUGACAUUUCAUUCAGAUUUAUCUAUAGAGAAACAUGGAUUCCAAGCUCUGCAUUCCUCUGAGUAG
Stegodyphus dumicola is the source of this 931-nucleotide messenger RNA. Its product is annotated as dorsal-ventral patterning tolloid-like protein 1. The record is from RefSeq and is a predicted model, not a curated record. Lineage: Eukaryota; Metazoa; Arthropoda; Arachnida; Araneae; Eresidae.